AAAACAGACUUUUGGCAUGUCUUACACAGUGUGGCUGAAUGUGAUCUUAUCUGUGUUGAAUGUGUGUUUAUAAAUUUUGGAAGUCCAAAGCUUGUUUUGGCAGCUUUUGCACCAGACAACCAGAGCUUCAACAGGAUUGACCGAGUCAUACAAAAGCUUUUCUAAAAGAUGGAUUUGAGGUCCAAACAACUAUCUGCACUGACUUGUCUACUCUUUGUGUUGUGCUGCUGUCAUGGUGGAAAUAUCCUGGUGUUGCCUGAGGAUGGUAGUCACUGGGUGAACAUGCAAAUCAUUCUGAGAAAUCUCCACACCCGCGGCCAUAACCUUACUAUGGUACGUUCGUCUAAAAGUUGGUACAUCCAGGAGAAUUCUUUCUUCUACCGCACCAUCACUGUCAACCCAAUGGAGACCGAAGACAUCGGCCCUGACUACUUUAAGAUAAUGAUAGAGAGGUCGCUAGCUCUACAAAGGAUGUUGCCCUUCUUUCGUUUCUUUGAACAGCUGAAAGAUAUUGCCAACAUACUAAAGGUAUUUCACAACGGAGCGCUUCGAAUGAUUUCUGCCAUUUUGGAUGACGCAGCACUUGUCGAACACUUACGAGAGGCUAAGUUUGACCUGCUUCUAACAGACCCAGCAUUCCCAGCCGGAGUCCUGUUAGCUAAUUUCCUCCACCUUCCCAUGGUUUACAAUGUACGUUACCUAAAUGCAGGGGAUGCUCACAUGCAAAUUGCUCCAUCACCUCCAUCCCAUGUCCCAAUAUAUAAUUCAUUGCUUCAUGACCAAAUGACCUUCCUGCAACGGAUGGAAAAUUUCCUACAGUAUCUGUUCAGCAUACUCCAAGAGCAAUACAUCAUCGUGCCCAUUUAUAGUGAACUGCUUGAGCGUCACUUCCCGCCUGGCACUGAUCUUCUGUUAAUGCAGCAAUCUGCUGACAUUUGGUUGAUGAGAGUGGACUUUGUUUUUGAGUUUCCACGACCCACCAUGCCUAACGUGGUCUACAUAGGCGGCUUUCAAUGUCAACCGGCUCAAGCACUUCCUGAGGAACUGGAAGAGUUUAUGCAGAGCUCUGGAGAGCAUGGAGUAGUCAUCAUGUCCUUGGGAGCUGUGGUCGGUGCUCUGCCUACAGCGAUCACAGAGGCCAUUGCUACAGCCUUUGCUGAGAUCCCUCAGAAAGUCGUGUGGAGGUACCACGGGGAACGACCCUUGACCCUGGGAAACAACACUUUACUUCUAGAGUGGUUUCCUCAGAAUGAUCUCCUGGGCCAUCCAAAGACUCGCGUGUUUGUAUCUCACGGGGGCACCAAUGGUAUCUAUGAAGCUAUUUACCAUGGAGUCCCUGUCUUGGCUUUGCCGCUUCUCUUUGACCAGUUUGACAACGUUCUGCGCCUGCAGGUUCGAAGUGCGGCUCGAGUGCUUCAAGUUGCAACGCUUACGUCGCAAGAAUUCCUCGAAGCCCUCAAAGACGUCCUUGAGAACCCGCUGUACCGAAGCAGCAUCCGCAAACUGUCAGAGCUGCAUCGCGAUCGGCCCUUGUCUCCUCUCGAUAGUGCCACUUUUUGGAUUGAAUAUGUCAUGAGACACAGAGGAGCAGCUCAUCUUCGCUCAGAGGCUAUUAAUUUGCCUUGGUACUCUUACCACAACCUAGAUGUGUUGGCAUUUCUACUGCCAUUCACUGCAAUUGCUCUUUUGACCUCAGUAUAUAUCUGCAAGCUUUUGUGUUGCAGGAAGUCAAUAAAAAAGAGGAAGGUGGACUGAACUGAGCUUUUGAUAUGCACUUAAUUUUAUAUGUACUUAUUGCAAAACUGGGUGAAACUAAAUUAAAUAUGUCAUGGAGUUUGCAAAAAUCUUUUUCCUACCCAACCUGGUAUAGUUCUGACUUUAUGGUUGUGACUGCUCAAAAAGCAUCUUUGUAUCUUUUGUGCACUAAAUUCUUGCAAACCAUAUAAACUACACUAUUCUAAUUGUGGAUUAGAAUCCUCAACACCUUAUCUAGUGCCUAUAAAGAAGCCAGUGAGAUGUGUUCCCAGUUCAGCCUUGAUGUUGUUCCCUCUCCCAAUGUGAAUGUGUUUUAAAUCAUCAUUAAAGGUUUAU
Messenger RNA from Megalobrama amblycephala (Wuchang bream), 2091 nucleotides. It is a transcript of the gene ugt5g1, whose product is annotated as UDP glucuronosyltransferase 5 family, polypeptide G1. Gene Ontology annotation, molecular function: UDP-glycosyltransferase activity. The record is from RefSeq and is a predicted model, not a curated record. Lineage: Eukaryota; Metazoa; Chordata; Actinopteri; Cypriniformes; Xenocyprididae. The coding region runs from base 169 to 1755 and encodes 528 amino acids. The transcript has 2 exons.